AAAAGGGAUCACAGUUCCUGAGGUUCGAGACUCACCCAGUGUUCCUUGUACAGCCAUGGCCAAGCAGUUCUGGGCCUCCUGUCUUUUCCCACUGUUUCUAGCUGCCUUGUCUCAGAGUACUCUGAAUCCUCAGAAAACAAAGGUGGAUUGCGACAAAGGGGUGGCUGGCACCAUCUAUGAGUAUGGAGCCAAGACCCUGAACGGUGGGGAGUAUGUCCAGUUCCAGCAGUAUGCAGGAAAGCACAUCCUCUUUGUCAACGUGGCAUCCUUCUGUGGCCUGACAGCUACUUAUCCCGAACUGAACACAUUGCAGGAGGAGCUGAGGCAGUUCAAUGUCGUUGUUUUGGGCUUUCCUUGCAACCAGUUUGGAAAACAAGAACCUGCCAAAAAUUCAGAGAUCCUCCAUGGACUCAAAUAUGUGCGGCCAGGAGGUGGCUAUGUCCCCAAUUUCCAGCUCUUUGAGAAAGGGGAUGUGAAUGGAGAAAACGAACAAAAGUUUUUUUCUUUCCUAAAGAACUCCUGCCCUCCCACCUCUGAACUUUUGGGAUCUACAGAAUAUCUCUUCUGGAAUCCCAUGAAGGUCCAUGACAUCCGCUGGAACUUUGAGAAGUUCCUGGUGGGGACUGACGGGGUCCCUGUCAUGCGCUGGUUCCACAUGACUCCUGUUAGCACCGUCCAGUCAGACAUCAUGGAGUACCUAAACCAAACCCGUACCCAGUAGGAUAUGCCUCACACAUAAUGUCUUUGCUCCACUCCAUCACCAGCCUCCAGAUGACCAAAGCAUGCAACACUACCUGCGUCCCUACUAAUGCAUGCGUGAACAGCUCUGUAUGAAUGUAUACAGACGGUCUCUGUGGUAGGCAUGUACAUGCAUUGAAAAUUAAGUCAAAGAGAAUCUAUAUACCCAAAUGUCUGACUCUGCCAUGUCAAGUUUUCCUAAUCUAUUCCAAAAGGAAGUCAUAUUUUAGAGUUGAUGAUCCAGACAAUCCCAUUCAUCUAAAAAAGCAACCCCUCAAGGGUCCUAAUCUAUCACUCCCUGUCUCGAUGAGUUAAAGGAAGUGGAAAUGGGUAGCAAGGCCCUUUGGGUUCCCUUCCCAGCCUCCUCUCUGCUCAAGCUGGGCGUGCUUUGUCAAGCUUUUCUGUCUAGCCCCUUUGGUAGCACACCAUCCUUUAGUUUUCUUAGGGGAUUCUGAAGGCUGAGAGCAGAAACCUUACCUGGCAGGAAGGGAGGGCCAUCUCUACCCUGGUAGGCCCCAAGGCCCCUCUGGAUGAGACCCUACCAGAGCCUUCCUAGGUGCCUUUCUGCUCGUGAACUUGGGUUCUGGCUCCUGGUCACAGAUGUCCUUCACACCAAAUGAUGCAUUUCACUCUCACCCUGACUCUUCCCAACUUUAAAUUUCUCCCUAUUAACACUGUCUCGUGAUAAUCAUCAAUAAAUAAUCAAAGAACCAGCA
Messenger RNA from Peromyscus maniculatus bairdii (prairie deer mouse), 1454 nucleotides. RefSeq names its product glutathione peroxidase 6 (gene Gpx6). NCBI's taxonomy places the organism in Eukaryota, Metazoa, Chordata, Mammalia, Rodentia, Cricetidae. The record is from RefSeq and is a predicted model, not a curated record. Gene Ontology annotation, molecular function: glutathione peroxidase activity. Gene Ontology annotation, biological process: response to oxidative stress.